ACGUAGUUCCUUCAAUGCAAACGUGCAACAGAAAUAUUAAAUUGCGUUUGCAUAUUUAGUAGACGUUUAUCACUGUUUCACUUCACGAAGGCUUCAUUUAACCCAUAUAAAACUGAUAAACUGUGACAUGUAGCUAGACGACGAGCCCUGAAGGAGAACAUAGGUCAUUUAUUUGUCUCGUCAAUAGUUUUCUAGACUAUAGUUUCUGAUUUAAGAACACGCACCGCAGUGCUCCGUAGUAGGUUAGGAGGAAUUUGUCUUGUCCUUCCUGCUUACAUUUCCUCACCUCGAUGCUUUCUGUCUCACUGAUAGGACAAGCGAUUAUGCGAUUCAGAAUAGCUCCGUUAACGCAUUUAAAAGUCAAUGAGCUGUUAUACGCUGCAAACGCUUGUUGCUGACCACCGCGGCAAAGUCAAGUCCGCCCGCCUGCCAGACACUCGUCGGCGCGAGUGUACGCAAGGGCAUAACUUCGGAUUUGGCAUUUGAAGUCUUCACUCAUUUAAGGGGGUCCAUGGAGUUGUAUUGGCUAGUUUAGAUUAUUGGUGGGUUACACCCAUAAGUGUACGGCAGAUAUGAGAAAUAACAGUCUGCUCGAGACGCAGCACAGCUCUGUCAGCGGGACAUGGUGUCUCGAGGAUGAGCGGGCGAUUCCUAGCUGCUCUCGCGCCUUCACUUUUUUUCUCCUCAGAGGGAAAACACGAACAAAAAGGCUGAGACGGAAUAGUGACAAAUGAGAAAGCAGUAGCAAGAGUGGAGAAGUAGAGCAGGUUAGGCAGAGGCCUCUUCCAGAAGUACUUGGGAAAUGUUUUACACGCAGCUUUUCACUUUGAAACGUGGGCCUCUGGCCAGGAUUUGGCUGGCAGCACACUGGGAGAAGAAGAUCACGAAAAUGCACGUCUUUGAGUGCAACCUGGAGGCGACCGUCAAAGACAUCAUUUCCCCUGAGGUUAUAAUUGGCCUCAGGAUAUCUAGUCACCUACUUCUGGGUGUGGUACGGAUAUACUUUCGGAAGGCAAAGUACCUCCUAUCUGACUGCACAGAUGCUGUCGUGAAAAUCAAAGUGGCCUUUCGUCCAGGGCAGACAGAUUUACCCAGUGAGAGUCUGGAAGCUUCAUUUAAAGCCAUAACCUUGCCAGAGGAUUUCACCGAUUUUGAGUUACAGCUGCCCAAUAUCAGAAAGCGAGAGCAGCUUAUUUGUCCCACUUCUAUCAGUGAUAUAGACUUUGCAGAUCAUUUCACACUCAACCAGUGCAAGACAGAGGACAUUACCCUGAAAGAGGACUAUGGAAGUAGCUUCCAUGUACUGCAGUCUGAUUUUGGGGAUGAGGUUAAUUUUCAUGAAGGCAGCAUACUUGGUGGAAGUUUCCACAGCUUGGCUCCCAGAUGCGAUGGCUUUGGGGAUGAGGACACUGACUUCACCCUUCUGGAUUUGAUGGAGAAUUCAAAUGAGGAUGACAUGCCCAUGGACGUUUUCCCAGUUGGCUUGAACAAUGAAGUUCCAGCAGCUCCACCUCCGACUGCUGAGCCGAAAGAAGCAGCAGAGCACCAGGAGACAGGAUCUGAGGCUGCCGAAGAACAUGCUGCUGUCAGUGAGACCAUUCUGCUGGAGAACGAGGAGGAGGCGUUUGCACUUGAGCCAGUGUCGGUCCUCUCCUCAACAGAGAGGAAAAGGGGGAAAGCCAAAAGACGGCUGCUGGUGGAUUCUGUGAAGGAGCUCUCCAACGAGGCGAUUCGCAGCCAGAUCGGAGACUGUUCCGACCUCCUGCUGCCAUUGAGCAUAGCUCCACCCACACGUCAGCUCAUGGAGUGGAAGAUGACUGGAGGGGUGCACAGACUGUUCCGCCAUCUCUGUGUGCCUGUUAUACACCCACAGCUCCAACAGCUAUUUCCCAGAAAUAUGAUGUCAACAAAAUGGUGGAAAAACCAGAGAGACAGGGAGCAAGACUGGGAGGAGAUGAGGGACCAGUCAGGAGUUAAUGAAAGCAUGCUGGCUGCUGAAAACACUGGCCUCCUAUCAGGGAUUUUGGAUCUGGACUCCACCAAACACAGCCUUGGUUAUCUGCCUCUGAUCGCCUCUGAAGAGCACAACUCAUCUCCAUCACACUGCAACAGCAUGGAUGAAGAAAGUAGGACAGUAUUCACAUUCCCAGAAAUGCUACCUGAGGACUCCCUACUACUUCCAAAUAUGCCAGACUCAAUUCAUACCCAGGAUUGGCCAGAGCAGUCCACAGUGAACAGUCAAGAUUUUGAGGAGAAGUUGAUGAACCACAGGACACAUCGUCUACUACACUUCCUCAGAGUAAGGAAUCAGCAGAGUAGUGGCAGUACUGUGUUCGGCCUGCAUGAGCUGUGCAAGGGGUGUAACCGCACAAUGGCUGCCACCACCUUCUUCUGCCUGCUGGUGCUGAAGAAGCGGGGAAUGCUGGAGCUGCACCAGGAUACCCCCUAUGCUGAUGUCGUUGGCACACUCAGGCCUGCAGAGUAGAAGGCCAGACACAUCGUUCUGAUUGCACUUAAACUGUACUUCCACUCUGUGUAUGUGUUCUUUUUUGUCACAGUAUGCACUGUUGUAUUGUUCUAAGAACUUUUUUAAACACAUAUGACUUCAGGUUUUUUUAAUCACCAAAGGCUAGAAAGUUCCUCUACAGAUGUUUUAUUAAAAUAAAAUGAAUCCUGA
Paramormyrops kingsleyae is the source of this 2677-nucleotide messenger RNA. The record is from RefSeq and is a predicted model, not a curated record. NCBI's taxonomy places the organism in Eukaryota, Metazoa, Chordata, Actinopteri, Osteoglossiformes, Mormyridae.